CUGGUUCAUCAUCAACACCCUACCCGGCUUAUCUGGUGACCUAGAACAAUUGAAGAGCUGAGAAACAUCAAGGGGACCAAAGUAAUAAAUGGAAAAGAAAGAAUAAAUUAUUGAGGGGGGGUUCCUUUUCUCCCUUGCCUGAUCGAUAAACAAUCAGGAAAGUUUCACCAAUUGAUUAAUUAAUGUCGUAGGACCCCAUGACAGUCGCUUGAUAAAGUUUCAAGAACACACCAAUCUGUCUGCCAUUCAUAUCAUCCCCCUUCAAGCUAACCUGACUAGUUUUACAUAUUCACAUUGGAGAUAAGGGAAGGAGCAUGGCCAUGUUGCCACAAGCACUUCUUCUGGUCCUUCUUUUUCACACUGGUGUUGCAUCAAGCUCGUCCAUCAUCAACAACCUACCGGGCUUUUUCGGUGACCUCCCCUUCAAACUAGAAACUGGGUACGUGGGAGUCGGCGACUUAGAUGAAGUGCAGCUAUUUUAUUACUUCGCUGAGUCCGAGGGGAGUCCUGAGCAUGACCCUCUUAUGCUUUGGCUCAGUGGAGGUCCUGGUUGUUCUGGUUUUCAUGCCUUUGUAUACGGAAGUGUAGGUUCACUGUCAUUUGACUAUACAGAGUCCAGUUACAACAAGCCAAAAUUGAAGUUGAAUCCAUACUCAUAUACAAAGGUUGCCAACGUAAUAUUUUUAGAUGCACCUGUGGGCACAGGAUUCUCAUAUGCAAAAACUUGGAAAGGAUACACCAAUAUGAGUGCCACGUCUUAUGCCGCGCAAACAUAUCAGUUUCUUAAAAAGUGGUUUCUGGAUCACCCCAAGUUCCUCAACAAUCCACUCUAUAUUGGUGCAGAGUCUUAUUCAGGCAUUGUUCUUCCAAUUGUAGUUAAGGAAAUAUCAGAUGGUAAUGAAGAAGGAGAUGAGCCACCAAUGAAUCUCAAGGGAUAUGUGCUUGGCAACGCAGGGUGUGACUCAAAAAAAGAUAUGAGCUAUACUGUACCAUUUUCCCACCUAAAAGCCCUAAUAUCAGAUGAACUAUACCAGUCAACUAAAAGAAAUUGCAACGAAAAUUAUACUGAUGUGGAUCCAAGCAAUGAGUUAUGCCUGGAUGAUAUGGAACUUGUAAAUGAGUGUGUCAAAGACAUAAACCCAGCACAUAUAUUGGAACCCAAAUGCACUUACUCAUCCCCAAACCAUCUCAGCAAUAAGCACUCUGUAAAUCUUCUCCUUCCUUUUUCUCAACUUCCCAGGCAAUGGUGUCGGAAAGACAAUUAUAUCUUCUCUGAGGUUUGGGCGAAUGAUAAAGCGGUUCAAAAUGCCCUCCACAUUCGGGAGGGAAGCAUUAAGGAAUGGGUGAGAUGCAAUAGGAGCUUAUCAGCUUCAUAUAUACAUGAUGUUUCCUCUAGUCUUGUUUAUCAUGAGUACCUCAUAAAAAAAGGCUAUAGGGUUCUGGUUUACAGUGGUGACCAGGACAUGAUGGUUCCAUAUUUGGGAACUAUUGAUUGGAUAGAAUCUCUAAACUUGAAUGUCACUUUUCCUUGGAAACCUUGGCUCGUCAACGGACAAGUUGCAGGAUACAGAGUGCAGUAUACAUAUGAAAAGUACCACUUGACAUUUACAACUAUAAAGGGAGCAGGUCACGUAGCUCCGGAGUACAAACCCGAAGAAUGUCUUGCUAUGGUUCGCAGGUGGUUCGCAUACGACCCUCUGUAGUCAGUAGUUGAGAUUACCAAUCUUUUGAAGGAUGAUUUUAGUUAUUCGAGUGAUAUUUUCUUCCUGGAAACGUUUUCAUCAUUCGCACUGGUGUCAUUGUAAAUAAGCAAGUUACAAUUUGCAACCCCAAUAAUUCAUUAAUUUAUGUUGUAAAUCCCUUCAUCAAUAAUAUAUUUCUUUAGAUUCAGUGAAAUAAUAGAAUACUGGAACAGAAUGAGGAACCUAAACCUAAAGCACACCUUAUAGCA
This is a messenger RNA of Prunus avium (sweet cherry), 1951 nucleotides long. RefSeq names its product serine carboxypeptidase-like 17. The record is from RefSeq and is a predicted model, not a curated record. Gene Ontology annotation, molecular function: acyltransferase activity, transferring groups other than amino-acyl groups; serine-type carboxypeptidase activity. Lineage: Eukaryota; Viridiplantae; Streptophyta; Magnoliopsida; Rosales; Rosaceae. Gene Ontology annotation, biological process: secondary metabolic process; proteolysis.